AUGGAUAUCGAUCCUACCCGUCGUAACAAGAAGCCCCGCUUGUUGUUGGAGUCGGAGCGAGAGCGUCUGGAUGAAUUUAUUGACUCUAUUCACUACUCAGCCCGUUACUCGGACGACAAAUUCGAAUAUCGCCAUGUGCAACUGCCAAAGAACAUGCUCAAGAAGAUCCCCGCAGACUAUUUCGAUAGCGCCAAAGGAACUUUGAAGUUACUGUGGGAGGAAGAGUGGCGAGCGCUGGGAAUUACACAAAGUUUGGGCUGGGAACACUACGAGGUGCAUGAGCCGGAGCCUCAUAUUCUCCUAUUCAAGAGGCCCCUGAAUUACCAGCCGCCGAUGGUACAAUAG
Messenger RNA from Penicillium malachiteum, 345 nucleotides. Its product is annotated as cyclin-dependent protein kinase regulatory subunit CKS1. The coding region runs from base 1 to 345 and encodes 114 amino acids. NCBI's taxonomy places the organism in Eukaryota, Fungi, Ascomycota, Eurotiomycetes, Eurotiales, Aspergillaceae. Gene Ontology annotation, biological process: regulation of mitotic cell cycle. The record is from RefSeq and is a predicted model, not a curated record. Gene Ontology annotation, cellular component: cyclin-dependent protein kinase holoenzyme complex; SCF ubiquitin ligase complex. The transcript has 4 exons. Gene Ontology annotation, molecular function: ubiquitin binding; histone binding; cyclin-dependent protein serine/threonine kinase activator activity.